CACUAGCUAGUCAUUUUCCCUAAUAUACUCGAGUAUGGGGGCACAUGCUAUUGUGAAGGUGGUGUUUGGAGCCGCCACCAAGUGGUCCAAACUGCUUUCACUCCUGCUGCCGCCGCCACUGCGCCCACCGACACUACCAAUCUUGCCGCCUGAGCUCAUAGAGCUAAUCCUAUUGAGGCUUCCAGCCAGGUCCCUUCUGAAAUUCAAGAGUGUUUGCAAGUCAUGGAAAACCCUAAUCUCCAGCUCCGACUUCAUCAAGAACCAAGUUCAACUUUCAAUAAUGGCGGAACCAGCCAUUUCCGAACUACACUUGGUCUAUUCCAACAUUUUCCGAUUCAACAACAACGAAAUUGGAUUUAUCCCCAUUCAAUCUCUGUUGGAGAACCUUUCUUUCGGUAUCGAAGUGGUUUACUUCGCCGUGGAAGGUUAUAACGUGAACAUUACGGGCUCCUGCAAUGGGUUCCUAUGCUUAACCAAUCUUCCAAGCUUUGAUUUCAAAGUGAGGUUGUUGAAUCCUUGCACUGGAUUGGCGUCAGAAUGGUUGACACUUCAUUCUGAAUAUGACCAACAACAGAGACCUCUUAUCUCCACUUUUGGGUUUGGCUAUGAUCAUGUCAAUGACAAGUUCAAGAUUCUCACGGUUGUUAAAAAUUCCACCAAAAUAUACACCUUUGGCGCGCAUUCCUGGAUAACCGUUCAGGAUAUUCCUCUCUAUACUCUGGACUGGGAUGGAACAUUUGUGACCGGCACCGGAACACUUAAUUGGCUAGCUACUAAAAUUGCAUCCUCUAUUACCUAUCCUGUCAAUCAAACUGCGAUAGUAGUUCUUUCUUUCAACUUUGGAAAUGAGAGCUAUGGUCAAAUAGCAUUGCCUAACGUUGAAGGCGGCAUGAUCCAUCGCGAGCCUGUGUUAGUAACGCUAAGGAAUUCUCUGUGUGUUUGUCAUGGAUACCAGUGUUCGGGGUGGGAUUUGUGGAUGAUGAAGGAAUAUGGAAAUGAAGAUUCUUGGACUAGAAUGUUGGUGAUCCCACAUGAGGAGCUUAUUCCUCAUGCUAUUGCCAUAAGACCAUUGCACAUAAUGGAAAAUGAUCUGCUUCUUGUUUUGGUAAGACGUCCUGCUUAUGGUAAAUGUUCACAAUUAGUUGUGUAUAAUCCUACAAAUAAGGGUGAUAAGUUAGGAUAUCCUGUGAUCAACUACUACUCAUAUGAUGACAUGCCAGACUAUGAUGAUCCUCUCAGAUGCUUCCGUCUUCAUCGUGAAAGUUUGGUUUCACCAUCACACUAUGGUCUUAAAACUGACCAUAUGUGGCUCUAGGUUGAUGAUGAUGACAAUUGAUCAACCAUUGCUUCCACUUUACAGUCUUCAAUAGGUGUUGCUUUUUAUCUUGAUUCUUAGAAUAAUAUAGACUAUGUUGUGGUUGACUGUUACUACUCAUAUGAAGAUUUUUUUAUGUGAAGAUUAUAA
Arachis ipaensis is the source of this 1465-nucleotide messenger RNA. Its product is annotated as F-box/kelch-repeat protein At3g23880-like. The record is from RefSeq and is a predicted model, not a curated record. Gene Ontology annotation, molecular function: protein binding. Lineage: Eukaryota; Viridiplantae; Streptophyta; Magnoliopsida; Fabales; Fabaceae.